GAUUUCGAAUUUCGAAUUCCUCCUCCGCUCCCAAUCCCGCGACGCAGCAGACGCCCACCCCCGGCCUCCAGAUCCGAAGCGGCCACCGGCGCGCCCGCAGCCGAUCGAUCGACCGACCAGGACCAGGGACAGGGGUCAGCGGAGGGAGGGAUCGAUGGCGGAUGCGUUCGACAUGUACCGGCGGUCGGUGAUCGGCGUGGCCCUGCUGGAGACGCUGAACGAGAUGGUCGACUGCGGCAAGCUCAGCCUCGACCUCGCCAUCAACGUCCUCCUGCAGUUCGACAAGUCCAUGUCCCACGCGCUGGAUAAGCAUGUCACGAGCAGGGCCACCUUCAAGGGCGGCAAUCUGCGCACGUACAGGUACUACGACAGUGUGUGGACUCUCAACCUGAGAAACACGACGUUCAAGAACGAGGAGAUCGAAGUCGUCCUCCCCAAGGUGAUGAUCGUGGCCUGUGAUAUGAGACUGAUUGCCGAGCCUGAAGAACCUAUUACUUGCCAGCAGUGCCAGUAGUCCAGCACCUUUAAUCAUACUCCCCUUCAUGAUAGACCAGGCGCCACCCCAAACUAGACGGUCAUCAGUAUCGCUUAUGGAAUGAUCCCCAGGAGCAUCUAGGCGGCUUCCAUUGUGCCAGAACAUAAUUGCUGUGAAUUUGUUAGCGUUUGCAUCGCUUAUGGAAGGAUGAUCUCGCCCUUUCGUGCCGAUGACAUAUCUUGUGGAUGAGUGGAACUAGGAAUAUAAUGUGGAUGAAUGGAACUAUGAAUAGAAUGUGUGUGAUUUUGUCUAACUA
Messenger RNA from Hordeum vulgare subsp. vulgare (domesticated barley), 791 nucleotides. RefSeq names its product transcription initiation factor IIA subunit 2-like. Gene Ontology annotation, biological process: transcription initiation at RNA polymerase II promoter; RNA polymerase II preinitiation complex assembly. Lineage: Eukaryota; Viridiplantae; Streptophyta; Magnoliopsida; Poales; Poaceae. The record is from RefSeq and is a predicted model, not a curated record. The transcript has 4 exons. Gene Ontology annotation, cellular component: transcription factor TFIIA complex. Bases 155 to 514 code for a protein of 119 amino acids. Gene Ontology annotation, molecular function: RNA polymerase II general transcription initiation factor activity; TBP-class protein binding.